Messenger RNA from Trichomonas vaginalis G3, 1210 nucleotides. Its product is annotated as DNA/RNA polymerase superfamily. The annotation marks the transcript as partial. The record is from RefSeq and is a predicted model, not a curated record. NCBI's taxonomy places the organism in Eukaryota, Parabasalia, Trichomonadida, Trichomonadidae. The transcript has a single exon.
AUGAUUGACCCAAUUGAUAAAAUUAUUGAAGAAACAUUUGUUUAUAAAAUUGACAUGCUUCAUAAUCUUUCUUUAUCAUCGAAUGCAUCAAUGAUUCGUUACGCGUUAGCAUAUAAGAACUUCAAUCCUAACGAAACAUAUCCAGAAGAAGAAAAUGUGGAAUCAAGUUUUGAAUUAACAAAAAAGUAUUGGAAAUAUAAAAUUGAUUCAUAUAAGAAACAAGAUGAAAAAGCAGAAAGGGAUACUAAAAACAAUGUUUCAAUGGAUGACUAUCAAUACUAUCACGAUUUAAUCCUUUCAUCUAAAUGCAAAAUGUGUGGUAAAGCGUUUACAUAUGCUAAUAAACCAACAUUAGAUAGAAUCGAUAAUGAAAAACCACAUACCAAAGAAAAUUGUCAGUUAAUGUGUUGUUAUUGCAAUGUCGUAAAAUCAAAUAAAGAUGAAGAUGUUCAACGUUUAAGAAUCAAUUUAAGAAAUUAUACAUUAAAAAAUAAUUUACCAAUGACUCUAGAUUCAGUUGAAGCUUAUCACAUCCUCCGUAAUGGAAUUACUGGUGGUUUAUCAAAUGUUCAACAUAGAGUAAAUCUUAAAGGAAUCACGCACAUUAAUAAACUUUCAUAUAAUCCAGAAACUAAAACUGUAUCAAAUGAGGACACUUCCAACAUUAUGACUCAUUUCGUUGGUGUUGACUUUAAUUCAUUAUAUCCUUCAUCAUUUUCAUCUAAUCCUCAUGAUUUCAUUCAAUAUACUGACCAUAAAAUGUAUAUGCCGGGAAGAUUGAAUGGUGUUAUCAUUUGUGAUACAGCAACAAAGAAAGCAAAAGCACUGGGAAUAAUUAAGAAGAAAAAUACUUUAUUCGUGGCUGAAGUAAAGGGUCACAUUGAUGAAAAAUACAUUAAUGAUUACAUAAACUUUUUACCAAUAAUAAGAAACUUUGAUAUUAUCACAGAUGAAAAAACAAUUGGUGGUUUUAUGUAUAAUUACAUGAAAUCAAACAAUCUACCAGUUGACCAGAAACAGAGGAAAUUAACUCAGUUAGCAUCAACACACAACCAAUAUCAACCAUUUUCUUCUUAUUAUCUUUGGUAUCUAAUAGACAGAUUUCAUUUUAUCAUUGAUGACAUUCAAUCAAUUUUAACAUUUACGAAAAAUACUUGUUUUAAUGAAUUUGCGAAUGAAUUUAUGAACGAAAGACAAAAGGCUGAAUUAG